Messenger RNA from Xenopus laevis (African clawed frog), 2404 nucleotides. RefSeq names its product basic leucine zipper transcription factor, ATF-like 3 L homeolog (gene batf3.L). Gene Ontology annotation, cellular component: nucleus. The coding region runs from base 701 to 1084 and encodes 127 amino acids. NCBI's taxonomy places the organism in Eukaryota, Metazoa, Chordata, Amphibia, Anura, Pipidae. The record is from RefSeq and is a predicted model, not a curated record. Gene Ontology annotation, molecular function: DNA binding; DNA-binding transcription factor activity; RNA polymerase II cis-regulatory region sequence-specific DNA binding. Gene Ontology annotation, biological process: regulation of DNA-templated transcription; regulation of transcription by RNA polymerase II. The transcript has 3 exons.
CAGUUCCCUACUCGGCAGUGUUGCAGCAGAUGUGGUUUCUCUGCAAAUUUCCUCCUAAAGUUCCCACGUGACUUACUCGAAAUGAACGACACAGACCAUUCCAAGAAGAAGCAGCCGCACUGAUAAAGUAGGGCAACUCCUGAGAACUUAUCGCACUGCGACACCUGCUGCUGCCGCGGACGGACGCACAAGAGCAUCGCGACUUUCCCCAGACACUGCGCCAAGACGCGCGACCUGCUCCUCCUGGGGAGAGACUAGGGGCUCCCAGCACUGACACUUUACACUCACUCCCCGACACCUUUCCUCCUCCCCAUAGAGCUGCGACUGAUCAUCAGAAGGCUCUUUGUGACUGACCUGGGUUACAGCAACUUUGCUGGGGAAGAAAUCCGGCAAUUGAACCCUAACUCAUUGGACCGCCCCCUUCCAGCUGACAGUUGCGCCUGGGGUGCAAGAGAAGCAAAUGUGCCUGCCUCUCAAAGGGGAAGGGAUUAAGGACUCUAAGCUUUGAAAACAGAAUAUUUUCAUCAAUUUAUAGUGGAUCUGUUUCAGUCAGUGUCCCUCUGGACCCCCCUAUUGCUGCUCAGCCCCCCCCCCAGCAGCCAUUGGGUCUGAUUCUUUUUAUUUACAUCUCUGCAUCUGGGACUUUCUAUAAUUUCCCCAUGUGUCUGUGUUGCUUCUGAUCAGCCCCAAAAGCAGCAGCAUGUCAGAAAGGUCUCCCUCCACCAGUGGCACCUUCCACAGGAGCAGCGCCCACAACACCUCCAGCUCAGAGGCAGAUGUUCUCUCCCAGAGCUCAGAUGCCAGCGUCAGGAAGGUUCGCAGGAGAGAAAAGAACAGAGUCGCUGCCCAGAGAAGCCGGAAAAAGCAAACUCAGAAAGCAGACAAACUGCAUGAGGAAUAUGAAUGUUUGGAACAAGAAAACUCGUCUUUGAAGAAGGAAAUUGGGAAACUAACGGAUGAAGUGAAACAUCUAAGCCAAAUCCUGAAGGACCAUGAGCAGAUAUGUCCAUAUCUCCAUUGCCCAGUGAACUAUGUGACAGUCCCCCGAGUAACGGACGCUGUUCCUGGCUGUUUGCCUCGGUGAUUUCCUGUUUCGUCUAUGUCAUUUCCUUUUUGAUUUAUCGGCGUUAACGGCCACUCUCUCUGCUGUAUCCUGAAUCAAACAUAAAGCCACCACAGCAGGACACCUCGGUGAUUGUAACCUCAGGGAAGAGACAAAAUAGAUGGAAUUGACAACUUACACGUCAGCGUUCCAUGUCCUGUAAUAAUAACACUUCAGAAACCAAGAUGGCUCCUGUAAAUGUGAACUGAACCUCCUUGAACUGAGUGCUACUGCCGCCUUGUAUAAAGAAAGCCAAGUUUGUAAACCUCCUCUUUAAAAGGGCAGUGUACCCCCUUGUUCAACCUGAACAUGAUGAAUAGGGCUUGUGCCGAACAUACUUUUUGCCUAUUGUUAUCAGAAGAAAUCGUCUAUGGUAUUUGAACUAAACAGGGCAAAAAGGAAAAUUGACGCUACUGCAUAUUUGGUCCUUGCGAGGUAGAUAAUUAUACAGUAAAACCAGAUAAAAAUGUAUUCUUCAUUAUAAAAUGAUGGUGGAACCACGAAAAAUAGUGUAAAAUGCUGGAAAAUUUAAAUCAAAGCAUGUCAAUUUGAGGUUUCACUGUUUUUACCAGUAUACAAUCCUUUGUUGUGAUUGUUUAGUUAGCAGUAGUCCAUUAUGCAUUAUUUGAGUAUCUGUGCACUUGGAAUCUAAUUAUUUAUCUCACAAGGGCCAAACAUGCUUCAGUCUCCCUGUUUGCCCAGUUUAGCUCAAGAAAUAACAAAAAACAUGGAUUUUUAUUAUUUAAAAUAAUAGGCAAAAAUUAUAUUAAGCACAAGCCCUUUUCAUUGCACUCAUGUUGUACAAAGGGUUAUGUUUCCCCUUUAACCAGCUUUUGUUGAGGGUCAGAUAGUUUCCUGUAGCCCUGACGUAUAGACAAGCAAAUAAAACUUUGGACGGCUUCGAAUUUACAAAUAAUACUGUUUUUAACUGUAUGAAAAACCACAAAAAGCUGCAUUCGCAUGAAAAAUCUGAAUAUUCCCUUAAUUCAAAUGUCUUCUCAGAAGCAAAUUUUCCAGUGAAAGGAAAUGUAUUUUACCUCCCCCUCUAAACUGUGUUCUGAUGAACGACUAAUAUGUUAUUCAGCUACGUGCAGUGCAGCACCACAAAUCAUACAGGGGGGGUGUCAGGUUCUGAUUGCAUGGAAAUGUUUUUUUUAUUAACACAUCAGUAUUUAUAUUGUAGCAAAUGUAUUUUGAUAAUAAAUUCUCAAUGAAGUGUAUUUUUUAAAGCAUGUUUAUUAUAUGUGGGUGCACGCAUAGGGUGGUAUUGAGAUUAUGUUUCGGAGACACCUGUAUAAUGGA